Messenger RNA from Brenthis ino (lesser marbled fritillary), 1551 nucleotides. The record is from the annotation of a GenBank genome assembly. NCBI's taxonomy places the organism in Eukaryota, Metazoa, Arthropoda, Insecta, Lepidoptera, Nymphalidae.
AUGGAUUUGCGCAAUCAUAAGUUGUUCAGGCUGCGGAAUAAGACGAACUUGUCAAGGUCCUCGUCGAUAUCUACACCGAGCCUAGGUCCGUUCGAAGCGGUGACGGGAGGAGAGAUGGUUUCUAGGCGGCGCAUACUGUCGCGAUCCCGCGAUGAUCUCACACAGGCUUUCGCCCCGCAGAUGGAGGAGGAGGAAGAUGUGUGGUAUCAAAAAGAUAAACUUUAUAAGGAACACAUACAAGAAGUGCUAGACAAAUGGACACAAAUCGAUGAUGAGAUCUGGGCAAAAGUGAUAGUCUUUGAGAAGAAUCGACGCGUGGCAAAAGCAUAUGCGCGUGCGCCGGUACUCACUAUCAAUGGCUCAGAUGACGGUUUUGAUGGCAUGAGAAUUGGCCUUUGCGGAUUCGACAACCCACAUAGAGAUCAAAAAACAGAAGAACUGAAAAAACACAUAGGACAGGGCGUCAAAAUCAAAAUGGAUGACGCUGGUAAUAUACUCAUCAGACGCUAUUCCAAGAGUAGCGUGUUCGUGAAGAGUACAGCCGCCACCAGCAACGAAGAGACGGCGAUAGGCCAGGACAUUGUGAAGCUGCCAGGCUACGCGCUGGAGCAAGAAAAAAUAUUUAAGCUAUUCGACAUGAAAAAGUUCCAAUCAAAUGUAAAUCGAGAGUUACGUCGCGCUUAUCCAGACCGCCGAAGAUUGGAGACGCAGUGCUUGAGUGCGGUGGCUUUCGUCAAAUCAGACAACGAACUGCUCGAGUGUCCCAUAUGGGUCUUGGUCAUAAACGUCGUUGCUAUGGACAUGUUGAAAUCGAAAUUGCCUCCGGUUCAAAGACCAAUGGAUAUAAAGAACAGACCACGCAUCCCUAUUCCGGAUGAGGAUCCUUACAGCAUUGCAAGUUCAAACGCUAAUGGGUCAGGAUCUAGCGGAAGUUCCGGUGGGUAUGGGCACAACGGUCACAACGGGCAUAACGGGCACAAUGGCCACAAUGGACAUAAUGGGCACAAUAAUGGUCACGGCGUCGUAGCCGCGACCAGGGAACAACUUAUGAUGCAAAUGGGACAAAGGAGAGGUGAAAAGCCUCCCAAUCUACCUCCUAGGGAAAAUGGUUACGGACCAGCCGAUAUUCCUAAGCCGGAUUACGAUGAUAUUGAAGUUAAUGAACGCGUCCCAACGCAGUUCCCGAGAGGAAAAUCAGAUAAAGGAAAAGAUAACAAGAAGUAUGACGACCCCUACUACUGCGGGCUACGCGCGCGCGUGCCCAACUUCGUGAAGGCGACUGGCAAGCACGUGCUGCCGGCGAUGACAGAGCGCCUCACCCUGAAGGAAACACCAGUCCCUAGCAAGCGUUACAGCGUGGUCCAACCGGGCCCUUUCCACCCUCCAUUCGUCCCCAUCCAAGCUCCCAUAUGGCACGCACGUUCAUAUGAAAGCGGAAUCGACGGUGAUCAAUACGACCCAUACGCAGUGUACGGCCGCCUCCCCGUCCCCGGCCGCUUCCCGCCUCCGCCCGCGCCCAACGCCCGCCACAUGUUCAUCGGCGAAUGGGAC